AUAAAUUUCGCCUAGCAACGUAAACAAAACGGAGAGUCAGGCACGGGUGGAACGGCCUCGUGUCGAAAUCAAAUUCCAUAACGUCAGACGUGCUCACCCUUCACCCUUCACGUAAUAUACCAUCACCUUUCACCACAACACAAUCGAAAUAAUAAAAAAUUAAAUUUUUGCGUAAAACUUUAAAAUUUAAAAUUUCUGUGUGAAUUUAAGUGCAAAUCUUGGAAAAAACUCAAAAUGUCUGAAGAUUUAUUACUUCAAGAAGCUUCCGGAAGGAGAGUAGGACAAUCCAUGUUGGAAACAGCAAUAAAAACAGGAGAACAAAGCCGAAUGACGCUGGCAAUGACGGUGGCAUCGCAGAAAUCGGUCAAGUCUUUCAAAUCGUUGAAAUCGAUGAAUGCACUACAAGCAAUAAAGUCACUGAAUGCAAUCCAAUCAAUAAAAUCGCUGAAUAAAAUUAAAUCAACCUCAAGAGCUUCAGCGAAAUCCUUGCGAUCGGACUUUGAAAUAAGAUCAUUGCGGUCGAUACCCGAUUCGAAGGUAUCACUGAAGUCUGACCGUUCGUCGAAGUCAUUCAAAUCAAUGCAUUCGUUAAAAUCGAAGAAAUCGGGAGAUUCAACACUGGUGAUUCUGGAAGAGCCAAUCAGAUCUUCAACAUCGGAAGAGUCGGCUAAUAAGAACAGUUUUGUAGUGCCCAUGAUCACUUCGUUCAUGCCGGAACGGAUUCAGCUACGCAAAAGAAAAUCGAAAACCAUUCCGGUUUAUACCAAGUCAGAUUCGAGUGUAUAUCCAAGUUAUUCCAACCUGAUAUUACCUUAUCGAGUGGUGUGCCGUCAACGCUAUCAGAACGCCAUCAACCAGCAUCACGCGCAAUUCAUCAGCGAGAUAUGUCUCCACGAACGGCUGCAACCGUAUGCAUUAGGAGGAGUGAGAUUACGACGCGAAUUUUGUGAUCCUAUACUCAUCAAAGUCGGCUCUAAAGAUAUCAUUGGUCUUGACUUAGAAGAAGAACGACGAUUGGAACAUAUUUUGAAAACUGAUCCUAAAGAAUUAUAAAUUUUAAAGAAAAAAAAAUAAAAUUUUUGUAAAAUAAUAGAUUAUGUAAUAAACAAAAGAAUAAAUUAAUAAACAAAGAAAA
Molecule: messenger RNA, 1135 nt
Organism: Dalotia coriaria
Lineage: Eukaryota; Metazoa; Arthropoda; Insecta; Coleoptera; Staphylinidae
Exons: 2
Coding region: 235-1053 (272 amino acids)
Source: RefSeq, a predicted model, not a curated record